This is a messenger RNA of Prinia subflava (tawny-flanked prinia), 4548 nucleotides long. RefSeq lists its product as uncharacterized. Gene Ontology annotation, molecular function: protein serine/threonine kinase activity; ATP binding. Bases 1 to 2766 code for a protein of 921 amino acids. The transcript has 4 exons. Gene Ontology annotation, cellular component: cytoplasm. The record is from RefSeq and is a predicted model, not a curated record. NCBI's taxonomy places the organism in Eukaryota, Metazoa, Chordata, Aves, Passeriformes, Cisticolidae. Gene Ontology annotation, biological process: regulation of mitotic cell cycle; negative regulation of apoptotic process; protein autophosphorylation.
AUGGGUGACGGUGGUGUCCUGCUCACCGCACUUGUCCUGCUGCUGGCCGCCGUGGCUGUCUGCUGGGCCAUCGGCCACUGGCAACCACGGCGGCGGCACACACGGACAGCAGCGACGAGGAGCAAGCGCUCCCGCGUCCGGCCCAGAGGCUCUCGGAGGAAGCGAGGAGCCCCCGCAGCUCCCAGGUCCUGCGGGCCUCGGGCCACCUCUCACAAGCGGCCACGCGCUCCCGCCAGCCCCACGCGCAGCGCCUGCAGCUGCCGCCGCUGCACGGCAGUGGCCCGCGAGCUGCAGGAACUGAUGCUGCUGCUCUGGGCUGGCACUGGGACACGUGUGCCGCUCUACGCGGGGAUGUGGCAGGCGCUGUGGGAAGGACUGGAGGAGCUGGGGAAGCGAGGCCACCUGCCCUGCUGCGGCUCCUUCAGAUCCUCCACAAGCCUCCGUCCCCGCAAGAGGCUGCUCCCAGCAAGACUCUCCAUCCCUGGGAGCGCCUCAACCCCUGCAAGGAUGGCACAGCAGCGGAGACCCGCCAUCCACGCAGGAGGUGCAGGCUGUCAGAGACCCUCCAUCCUGCCAGGAGCCUCUGCUAUCUCUGACAGCCUCCAUCCCUCACAGAGGCUCAGUGAGACCUGUCGGCCUGCAGAAGGUGCAGAGCCCAUGCACAGGUCUCCCAGCUCCCUUGGGCUCACGGACUUCAAGGGCACAACCCCGAGCCUUGACGUGGCCAGGGAAAGCCCUGAAGUCCAGAUGGGAGCCCAGCCCGAGGCAGGGGAGCUCCAAGAGACCUGUCGGCCUGCAGAAGGUGCAGAGCCCAUGCACAGGUCUCCCAGCUCCCUUGGGCUCACGGACUUCAAGGGCACAACCCCGAGCCUUGACGUGGCCAGGGAAAGCCCUGAAGUCCAGAUGGGAGCCCAGCCCGAGGCAAGGGAGCUUUCCCAGGAGCAGCUGGCGGAGCAGCCAGCGUCCUGGCACCAGCAGGUGUCAUCCCGCAGGUCCCAGGACGCUGUGUUGGCUGUGCCAGCUGGCAACAGCCCCAGCCUGGUGGUGGAGCCGAUCCUUGAGACACCAAGGAGUCUCCUCCAUCCCCAGGAAGCUGCCGCACCACGGCUCUCGACUACCUCGAAGGCCUUCGUAAGAGCAGCUGCUCCUGGGACGCCCCCGGGCGAAGCCUCGGGCUGUAGCCCCGGCCGGCCACAAGAGCUGAGCGCGGCCCACGACGCCGGGGAUAGAGACGGGCGAAAGAAGGAGCUGCAGGAGCUCUACCAGCUGGGCCCGCAGCUGGGCAGCGGCGGCUUCGGCACCGUUUUCUCGGGCAUCCGCCUCUCGGACGGGAGGCCGGUGAUGAGCGGGGCCAGCGGCACAGAGCGGGCUGUGCCCCAAGCGUCCCCCGGGCGGGAUGAAUCCCCAUCACCAGGGAGGCUGCCCGAGGGGCCACGGGGGCAUGCCAGGCAGGGCCCGGCGCAGCCACAGGGCAGCGUCAGGCCCGCUGUAGGCGCUGUCUCCUCCUCACAGCCCGACGGCACCUGCGUUCCGAUGGAGAUCGCGCUCAUGGAGAAGGUGGGCUCCGGCUGCCGCUUCAUCAUCCAGCUGCUGGACUGGUUUGAGCUGCCUGACAGCUUCGCGCUGGUGAUGGAGCGUCCGGAGCGGUCGCGGGAUCUCCUGCAGCUCCUGCGGGAGCACGGGUUCCUGAGCGAGGACAAGGCGCGCUGGCUCUUCUGCCAGGUGCUGUGCGCCGUGCAGCACUGCACCGCCUGCGGCGUCCUGCACCGGGACAUCAAGCUGGAGAACCUCCUCGUGGACCCGGCAUGCGGAGAUCUGAAGCUGAUUGACUUCGGCUGCGGCACCUUCCUCCAGGAGCGAGCCUUCACGCGAUUUGCCGGUGAGCCGAGAGCCCCAGCCCGGGCCCUGCUCCCGGUGCCGGGCACUGCACGGCCCCGUUCCCUCCUCGGCCGUGGCCGUGGGGGGCGGCGUUCAGCCGGCUGCCGCCAGCCCUGUUGCACGGGGCGGAGCCGUGUCCCAGGAGCCGGCUGCCGGCCCUGCCCACACGGGGCGGGGGCCGCCAAAGCCGGGCCCCGGCCGCUCGGCUCGGCAGCCCUGCGAGGGCUGGGGCUGCCCCGUCGGCCUUGUCUGCCUUGCAGAAGGGGUUCUUGGCUUGGGCCGGAGGGCGCGGAGUGGCCUCGGGGGUGGGGGGAGGUUGUGGCCGGCAGUGCAGCCCCUGCCUCUGGCAGGAGGCUGGCGCCAGGCUCUGGAAGGCAGCAGCCUGCGGCUGGACAGCGCUGCCUGUGUCCCCUAGGAACACAGGCGUACAGCCCGCCCGAGUUGGUCGCCAUGGGCUGCUACCGCGGCGAUUCGGCCACCGUGUGGUCCCUGGGCGUGCUGCUGUACGCAAUGGUGUGCGGGAGCCUCCCCUUCGAGGACAACCGCGCCAUCGUGCUGGGGCAGCUCUUCUUCGGGCCGCAGGUCUCUCCAGGUUGGUACCCGGCCUCAAGCGGGCGGCUUUGGCAGACGGCAGCGCGCAGCCCGGCGCGGCCCUCCCGCAGCUCCGCGGCCCCUGCCCUCAAGGGCCGGCCGCAGGCAGGAGGCGGCCCGUGCCGCCGGGCUCCGUGUGGCACACGCCGCCUGAAGGAGGGGGCCGUGUCCCGCCGGGCCGCCCUCCCGCACCGGGCACCGGCGGCGCUCUGGGCCCGGCGCGGCUCUGAGCACACGCAGCACGGCCCGGGCCCCGCGGGCGUCGGGGGGCGCCGGGCACGAGCCUUCUGCAAGUGACCGCCGCUUUCUGCCUCCUCUCCGCAGAGUGCCAGCACCUCAUCUGCUGGUGUCUGUCCAAGCACCCCGCGGACAGGCCACAGCUGGAGGAGAUCUUGCGCCACCCUUGGCUGCGGGGCUGGCGGUUUUGAGGCCUUGCCAGAGCCUCUGCAGCACCCAGGUACCCGGGCCCAGGCAGGACUCAAUAAAAGAAAAAAACACCAAACCAACCACAAACCAAAAAAUAAAACAACCACCAACCCAUUCCCGGCUGUCAGGUCUGGUGCUAUUUGGGACCAUUUCCACUCCGAGCCGAGCCCCAAUGUCCCCUCAUAAUGACCGCCAGCUUGAGGGAGGAGCCGCCAUUUAAGGGAAGCCGUGAGGGGCAAGCAGUCACCCCGCAAAGAAAUGGGGGUAAUCUGGGAAAACACCCACACAUAUCAAACACCCACCAGCUCCCCGAGUGAGGAGGGACCCUGGCAACUCCCAGAGUGACGCCAGCUCCUCUGGUCACUUUUGAAACGUCACCCCCGAAGGGCACGGGAGCAGGUGAUUCCCCAAUGUCAGCAGGCAAGCAGGUGAGGCAGAGGGCUGGCUUGCCUGAACAGGCAUCUUCUCUGGGAAAUAGCAUGGAAAAGGAAGCUGUGUGCCCAGUGGAAAGCAGGUCACAGAUGCUUCUUGCCACUGAAGGGAGAGAUUUGGUGUGGCGAAAGCUCAGCUGGAGAUGAAGGUGGCCAGAAAUGUGAGGCACAAUAAAAAGCAGUGUUUUCAAAUACAUUAAAGGGAAAAAAAAUCAUUGUAAAAGUAACAUUGUCCCCUACCAGGAUGUGGAUGGUCACCUCACAGACAGGGGCAGAGACACGGUACAGGUGUUUAAUGCAUUCUUUGCCUCUGUCUUCAACACUCAUCCCUCCCUUCCCAGUGGAAAACGGUGCAUUGUAGCAAGGGACACAGCAGAGUUUUGGAAGAGGGCAAGCCCUGCUCAGCAGAAACCAAACCACCCCUGUUUGAUUCACAGCAUUCCCAUCCAAGCCCAACACAGGCCAGCUUCUUGGAAGAAAGGAAGCCUAUCCCAGUCAAAACCAGAGCGGUGGGAGCACCAUGAGCGGUCUUUAACAAAUCCUGAUUUAUUUAGAUCAGAGGCACUGCAGAGGUCAGGGAGCUGCAAACAAAUAACUCUUCCAGCCCUCGACCACCGUCUCAGGAGAGCUCCCCAGAGACAGAGGAACUUCCUUUGUGUCUGAAGGAUCUUCCCAGGCAGAGAGGAGUGGGUAUUUCCAGUUGGUAACGCUGCAGGGUCUUGGGAGCUGUGGACUUGACACGGCUGGCACCAGCACUCUUCCUGAUGUGCCACCACUUGCUCCAGGAAAGGAUUCAUUGGAACAGGCUGACCUCUGCUUCUUACUUCCAGGCUUUUUCUGGCCACGGCCAUCUUCAGGGAUGAGCCAGUUCUGCCGAGCCCUGAGGCGGGCGGGGCACUGACGGCACAAAGGGGCCGAGCGCUGGCGUGAGGCAGGGCUGUGAUGUUACAGGGGGUCCUGGCCACAGCACUGUGACAUCACCCGCCACCCCUAUAUAAGCCGGGCCAGCCCCCGCAGCCGCCAGUGCGGUUGCCAUGGGACGUGCCGGAGCCAUGGGUGACGGUGGUGUCCUGCUCACCGCACUUGUCCUGCUGCUGGCCGCCGUGGCUGUCUGCUGGGCCAUCGGCCACUGGCAACCACGGCGGCGGCACACACGGACAGCAGCGACGAGGAGCAAGCGCUCCCGCGUCCGGCCCAGAGGCUCUCGGAGGAAGCGAGGAGC